CCAGCCCGCCGCCCGUCCGCUUCCCUCCCCGAGAGCCGCGCAGCGCGAAGAUGGCGGCGUACAAAUUCCUCCUGCAGCCGCUCAGCCGCCGCAUCCUCCUUCCCGCCGCGCGGGCGCGGGGCGCCGGGGCUGAGAUUUGUGGAUGCUAUUUUUCUACUAGCUGUCAUCGCAACACCAAAUUUUAUACUGAUCCUGUUGAAGCUGUAAAAGAUAUACCCAAUGGGGCAACUAUACUUGUUGGUGGUUUUGGAUUGUGUGGGAUUCCUGAAAACCUCAUUGGCGGUUUACUGAAGACUGGAGUAAAAGGAAUAACAGCAGUCAGUAAUAAUGCAGGUGUUGACAAUUUUGGACUUGGUCUUCUGCUUCAGACUAAGCAGAUAAAACGCAUGGUGUCAUCAUAUGUUGGAGAGAACGCUGAAUUUGAACGUCAGUAUUUGUCUGGUGAGCUUGAAGUUGAGCUUACACCUCAGGGUACACUCGCUGAACGUAUUAGAGCAGGAGGAGCAGGAAUCCCAGCAUUUUACACCAGUACCGGCUAUGGGACACUGGUGCAGGAAGGGGGUGCACCUAUCAAAUACAACACAGAUGGCACCAUUGCCAUUGCCAGCCAGCCAAGAGAGGUGCGAGAGUUUGAUGGCCGUCACUUUAUUCUGGAGAAGUCGAUUACAGGAGAUUUUGCUCUUGUGAAGGCAUGGAAGGCUGAUCGUGCAGGAAACAUCAUUUUCAGGAAAACUGCAAGAAACUUCAACCAACCUAUGUGCAAAGCUGCCAAGACAACUGUGGUAGAGGUGGAAGAAAUUGUUGAUGUAGGAGCCUUCGCCCCAGAAGACAUUCAUGUUCCCAAAAUCUAUGUUGAUCGUCUGAUACAAGGAGAGAAGUUUGAGAAGAGAAUUGAACGUUUAUCAAUCCGAAAGCCUGAAGAUUCUAAAGCCAAACAAAAACAAGGAGACAAUGUGAGGGAGAGGAUCAUCAGACGGGCUGCUUUAGAGUUUGAGGAUGGCAUGUAUGCUAAUCUGGGUAUUGGAAUCCCACUGUUGGCCAGUAAUUUCAUCAGUCCAGACAUAACUGUUCACUUACAGAGUGAAAAUGGAGUCCUGGGUUUGGGUCCUUAUCCACUUGAAAAUGAAGUAGAUCCAGACCUGAUUAAUGCAGGUAAGGAGACAGUCACUGUUCUUCCAGGUUCUUCCUAUUUCUCUAGCGAUGAAUCAUUUGCAAUGAUAAGAGGAGGCCACGUUGAUUUGACAAUGCUUGGAGCUAUGCAGGUGUCUAAGUACGGUGACCUGGCCAACUGGAUGAUUCCUGGUAAGAUGGUGAAAGGAAUGGGGGGUGCCAUGGACCUGGUAUCCAGUGCGCAGACCAAAGUGGUUGUCACCAUGGAGCACUCAGCCAAGGGCAAUGUCCAUAAAAUCUUGGAAAAGUGCAAUUUACCACUUACUGGGAAACAAUGUGUAAACCGCAUCAUUACGGAGAAGGCUGUGUUUGAUGUGGACAAGAAGAAGGGAUUGACCCUUGUGGAAAUCUGGGAAGGACUGACAGUGGAUGAUAUCAAGAAAAGCACUGGCUGUGACUUCACAGUUUCGCCAAAACUAAUACCAAUGAGGCAGAUUUAAACGUGAAAUACAGACUGGGCUUAACUUGCCAGAAGGCUUGUUUCCAAAUGGGAGCUCAGUGAAGAGAAAUUGAUGACUGUUUU
Gymnogyps californianus (California condor) is the source of this 1693-nucleotide messenger RNA. RefSeq names its product 3-oxoacid CoA-transferase 1 (gene OXCT1). Gene Ontology annotation, molecular function: succinyl-CoA:3-oxo-acid CoA-transferase activity. Gene Ontology annotation, biological process: ketone body catabolic process. The transcript is spliced from 17 exons. The record is from RefSeq and is a predicted model, not a curated record. Gene Ontology annotation, cellular component: mitochondrion. Bases 51 to 1610 code for a protein of 519 amino acids. NCBI's taxonomy places the organism in Eukaryota, Metazoa, Chordata, Aves, Accipitriformes, Cathartidae.